This is a messenger RNA of Dichotomopilus funicola, 1080 nucleotides long. RefSeq names its product WD40-repeat-containing domain protein. Bases 1 to 1080 code for a protein of 359 amino acids. The record is from RefSeq and is a predicted model, not a curated record. Gene Ontology annotation, biological process: G protein-coupled receptor signaling pathway. Gene Ontology annotation, molecular function: protein binding; signaling receptor complex adaptor activity. The transcript has 5 exons. Gene Ontology annotation, cellular component: heterotrimeric G-protein complex; cytoplasm. Lineage: Eukaryota; Fungi; Ascomycota; Sordariomycetes; Sordariales; Chaetomiaceae.
AUGGAUCCCGGCCGGUCGAGCGACGUGUCGCCCGAAGCGAUGCAGGCUCGCAUCCAGCAGGCACGUCGCGAGGCUGAGACGCUCAAGGACAGGAUCAAGAGGAAAAAGGAGGAGCUUGCAGACACUACGCUCCGUGCCUUUGCCGCUCAAGCCCACGAGCCGGUCCCUAAGAGCCAGAUGAUGAAGCCAAAGAGGACACUGAAGGGGCAUCUUGCCAAGAUUUACGCUAUGCACUGGUCGACCGAUCGACGGCAUCUCGUUUCGGCGUCACAGGACGGCAAGCUCAUCAUCUGGGAUGCUUACACAACAAACAAGGUCCAUGCCAUCCCCCUCCGGUCGUCAUGGGUCAUGACGUGCGCCUAUGCCCCAAGCGGCAACUUCGUCGCGUGUGGUGGUCUGGACAACAUUUGUUCUAUCUACAACCUCAACCAGAACCGCGAUGGCCCGACGAGGGUAGCCCGCGAACUGUCGGGCCACGCCGGCUACCUGUCGUGCUGCCGCUUCAUUAACGACCGGAGCAUCCUGACAUCGUCCGGCGAUAUGACUUGUAUGAAGUGGGAUAUCGAGACGGGGACCAAGGUUGUCGAGUUCGCCGACCAUCUCGGCGACGUCAUGAGUAUCAGCCUCAACCCCACUAACCAGAACACCUUCAUCUCGGGUGCCUGCGACGCGUUCGCUAAGUUGUGGGAUAUUCGCGCUGGCAAAGCCGUGCAGACGUUUGCCGGCCACGAGUCUGAUAUCAACGCCAUCCAGUUCUUCCCCGAUGGCCACUCCUUCGUAACAGGGUCGGACGACGCCACUUGCCGUCUCUUUGAUAUUCGCGCAGAUCGGGAACUCAACUUCUAUGGCUCUGAAUCCAUUCUCUGCGGCAUUACCUCGGUUGCCACCUCCGUUUCUGGGCGACUCCUCUUCGCCGGUUAUGACGAUUUCGAGUGCAAGGUUUGGGAUAUCACCCGGGGCGAGAAGGUUGGCUCUCUUGUGGGCCACGAAAACCGUGUUAGCUGUCUUGGUGUGUCAAACGACGGUACAAGUUUGUGCACAGGUUCUUGGGAUGCCUUCCUCAAGAUCUGGGCCUACUAA